CUUUCCGGCCCCAGGAACAGCUCCCUGGAGGAGCGACCUUUUUGGAAGUGACUUUCGUUUCCAGCUCAGAAAGGAUCCCUCCUUUCCAUCCUCCCCUCCUUCUCUCUCCCCCUCCUGGGUCCUGUGGCCGGGAGGAGGGGACAGGGGACACAGGACGGAGAGGACGGAGCAGGCGUCUGCGGGCGCCCCCGGCUCCCACUUGUGGACCGGCCACACGUCUUCCCCAGACGCCCCCAGAUUGGGUGCCCGCCCGGGGGAGGACGUGGCUCAGGUCGCCGCUCCAGAUCACACCCAGCUCCCGCUGGGUGCAGCAUGGGCACAGACGCUCAGCAGGAAGAUGGACAGGAAAAGCCCCCAGCUCCCGUGUCUGGAGCCCGGCUGGCUCUCCCUCCUGUCUGUGGCUUAGCUGGACGCCAAGUCCCAGCCGCCAAGUCUGUGCCCCCGCUGGCGCGGCUGCAGCAGGGGGACCCGCGGCCCCCCAUCCCCUCCCUGGCCGCUUAGCCGCGCAGACCCUGCCAUGGGGUGCGGGCUCAGGAAGCUCUCGGACCCCGAGGACGCCAGCCCUGGGAAAAUCUUCUCCACCCUCAAGAGACCGCAAGUGGAGACAAAGACGGACGUGGCUUACGAGUAUGUGCUGCUGGAUUUUACUCUGCAAGCCUCGUCACACCCGGAGUUGAUCAGGAUACACUCAGUUGAGGACAUAGUCACCGAGGUGGAGGACUAUUACCUCCAGGGCUACGUGGUGGGAGCCCUGCACCCCAUCCUGCACCCCGCGGGCCCACGGGCACCCCUGCCCGCCAGUCACCUGUACCGAGCCGUGCUGCUGCGGCCAAAAGCCAGCCCCAAGCACCCAGCAGCACCUAGCACACGGAGGCACCCACGGCUGGUCAUCGAAGAGUGUCCGGUGCCUGGGGAUGCACAGACCAGCGACAUCGCGAAGGAGCUGAUGGAGAAGGUCAACGCUGCGGCUCGGGGAGGCAUGCGGUUCGUGGGCUUCCUCCCGCAGCUCUGCCCGCCGACCAGAUGCUGCAACGGGACCGGCCGGGGUGCAGGUGCGGAGCCCGCAGCCAACGACAGCCGGAGGAGCAGAGACGAGGGACCAGGCCGCAGGCCGGCGUCAGAAAGUGGCCCUGGGGAAGCGCCCCGUCAGGAGAGCGGCCAGGCACAGGGGGAGCUUGAUGGCAGCCCCGGCCCUACCAAGCCAAGGAAGGGAGAAGAGCCCAGGCUGUACGCAGCCUUCAACGCCUUCGAGGACGACGCGGCCUGCUGGAGCUACCAGGAGGGUGCCCUGUCCAUGAAGGUGGCCAGGAAGGGGGCCGUCAUCAGCACACUGGACGCCGACUGGCUGGAGCUCACGACCUUUUAUUACAAGCAAGGCUUUUCCUUAACCGACGCCUUCGUGUGCUGGGAUUCCCCGCGAGGGGACCAUUUGCCGAAGUCUCUGGAGGGAUUUUUUAUCUACGAGGAGGAAGGCUCUGGGCUCCCGGGUUCUCCCAGGAAAGGAAACGACGCCAUCGUGGUGGAGCAGUGGACGGUCAUCGAGGGCACUGCCGUCAAGGCUGACUACGGCCCCCUGCUGCACACGCUGGCCGAGUUCGGGUGGCUGCUGACCAGCGUGCUGCCCACGCCCGUGCUGAGACACGACAGGGACGGGAACCUGGCCACGAAGCAGGUCGUCUUCCUGCAGAGGCCAGCGCUGUGCGGCUCGGCGGUCCAGACCCUCGAGAGCGAGGGCAGCCCGCGCGGGCGAGGCGAGGACCGGACCGCGGCCAGCAGCAGGAGCCCCGGCUUGGACACAGGUGCGAGGUCACCGCAGGAGGGCAGGUCCCCGGCCCUGGGUGGCCUCUCGUCCCUGUGCCCAUCCCCGUUGCGGGAGGGCUGGGCCAAGGAGGGGAGCCCGGCCCAGGGCAGCAGUGCCCUCCGCGAGCUGGACGACGGGCAGUGCGACCCUGAGGACGGACUGAUGCAGGUCACCUGCAUGUGACCCCGGGACUCGGGAGAAGGCGGGAGCUCCCGGAGUCGGCCUCGCCGGCCCCAGUGCCACGUCCAUGCCCGCGUCCUCCAGACUCGCCCUUCGCCUGGUCUGUGUAAGCCGGGCACCAGCUCCCAGGCAAGGAAAAGUUAUCACGGUGUCUGCACAUUUAGAGCCAUGUUUACAACGUCGACUAACACCGCGGAGCAGACCCUUAGGCGGGGGCGCAGUGACCGGCUUCAGUUCUCACGAGCACAAAACGCGCUUUCCUCAAGCUGUUCAAAGGACUGAACAUCCCAACCUGGCUCCUCCAGACAGCCUUUCACCCAGAGUGCUCAGGAAAGGGGUCCGUGGUAAACUAAAAGUUAAUCAACCCCUCUUCUCCUCUGUGUCUAUCUCUCUGUCAUACACACACGGAUGAUUAGUGAAAGUAAACUAUUCCCUGAACAUAA
Molecule: messenger RNA, 2424 nt
Organism: Chinchilla lanigera (long-tailed chinchilla)
Lineage: Eukaryota; Metazoa; Chordata; Mammalia; Rodentia; Chinchillidae
Gene: Rftn2
Product: raftlin family member 2
Exons: 9
Coding region: 518-1984 (488 amino acids)
Source: RefSeq, a predicted model, not a curated record